UUGUUAUUAUUUUUUUCCACUAGGCGGAUGUUUCCUCCAUUUAAAGCAAGGAUUUCGGGCCUCGAUAAGCAGGCCAAGUAUAUUAUGUUAAUGGACAUCGUAGCCGCUGACGAUUGUAGAUACAAGUUCCACAAUGGGCGGUGGGUAGUGGCCGGCAAAGCUGACCCCGAGAUGCCUAAACGAAUGUACAUCCAUCCAGACUCUCCAAGUACGGGGGAACAGUGGAUGCAGAAAGUGGUGUCCUUCCACAAACUGAAACUGACCAACAACAUCUCGGACAAACACGGAUACACUAUCCUGAACUCCAUGCAUAAAUACCAACCCAGGUUUCAUCUUGUACGGGCUAGUGACAUACUGAAGCUGCCGUACAGUACGUUUCGUACGUACGUCUUUAAAGAGACCGAGUUCGUUGCUGUCACAGCUUAUCAAAACGAAAAGAUUACACAGCUGAAAAUUGACAACAAUCCCUUUGCUAAAGGGUUUCGAGACAGUGGUGCUGGAAAGAGAGAUAAAAAGUGA
Limulus polyphemus (Atlantic horseshoe crab) is the source of this 519-nucleotide messenger RNA. Its product is annotated as T-box transcription factor TBX3-like. The record is from RefSeq and is a predicted model, not a curated record. The annotation marks the transcript as partial. Lineage: Eukaryota; Metazoa; Arthropoda; Merostomata; Xiphosura; Limulidae. Gene Ontology annotation, molecular function: DNA-binding transcription factor activity, RNA polymerase II-specific; RNA polymerase II cis-regulatory region sequence-specific DNA binding. Gene Ontology annotation, cellular component: nucleus. Gene Ontology annotation, biological process: cell fate specification; positive regulation of DNA-templated transcription; regulation of transcription by RNA polymerase II. The transcript is spliced from 3 exons.